CUAAUUUGUUGCUUACUUUUUUUCUUUUUCUUUAUUUUCUGAAAUUCAUCAGUAUUUAUUCUGGUAGAAAAAAGGCUGCUUCUUAAUUAAAGAUCGUCCAAAACCGAUCGUCUGCUUAGGAAAGGCCAAUUGAGAGAAGACAGAAAGGAGAUCUGUUUGGUUUUCUGGUCAACUAAAGCGAUGGGUCUCUGGGAAGCUUUCCUCAAUUGGCUUAGAAGCCUUUUCUUCAAGCAAGAAAUGGAGCUUUCUCUAAUAGGUCUUCAAAAUGCUGGGAAAACUUCACUUGUAAACGUUGUUGCUACUGGUGGAUAUAGUGAAGAUAUGAUACCCACGGUUGGAUUUAAUAUGCGAAAAGUCACAAAAGGCAAUGUCACAAUAAAGCUGUGGGAUCUUGGAGGUCAACCCAGAUUCCGGAGUAUGUGGGAAAGAUAUUGUCGUGCAGUCUCAGCCAUUGUCUAUGUUGUAGAUGCUGCCGAUCAUGACAACAUAAGUAUCUCCAAAAGCGAACUCCAUGAUCUGUUGAGCAAACCAUCCUUAAGUGGCAUUCCUUUACUGGUUUUGGGUAAUAAAAUCGACAAGCCUUCAUCACUGUCCAAGCAAGCACUGACUGAUCAAAUGGGUUUAAAGUCAAUCACUGAUAGGGAGGUAUGCUGCUUUAUGAUCUCUUGCAAGAACUCGACCAACAUUGACCAGAUUGAAUAUUCUUCUUUUCUGGCCAACAGGCUGGCUGCUUCUUUUGACCUUUUCUUCAAGCAAGAAAUGGAGCUUUCUCUAAUAGGUCUUCAAAAUGCUGGGAAAACAUCACUUGUAAAUGUUGUAGCUACUGGUGGAUAUAGUGAAGAUAUGAUACCUACGGUUGGAUUUAAUAUGCGGAAAGUCACAAAAGGAAAUGUAACAAUAAAGUUGUGGGAUCUUGGAGGUCAACCCAGAUUCCGGAGUAUAUGGGAAAGAUAUUGUCGUGCAGUAUCGGCCAUUGUCUAUGUUGUUGAUGCUGCCGAUCAAGAUAACAUUAGUAUCUCCAAAAGCGAACUCCAUGAUCUAUUGAGCAAGCCAUCACUAAGUGGCAUUCCUUUGCUGGUUUUGGGUAAUAAAAUCGACAAGCCUUCAGCAGUGUCCAAGCAAGCAUUGACUGAUCAAAUGGGUUUGAAGUCAAUCACUGAUAGGGAGGUAUGCUGCUUUAUGGUCUCUUGCAAGAACUCGACCAACAUUGACCAGGUCAUUGACUGACUGGUCAAACAUUCUAAGUCGAAAAGCUAAGUACAAUAACGAGCUUUUUUAUUUUAUUUUUUAUUAUUUUUUUGGAGGGAGAAGUGAAUUUCAAGUUUCUUGUUGUAAGUGACCAAUUUGAAAAAUUCUUCUUUUCUGGCCAAUUGGCUGGUUGCUUCUUUUGUGGUUGUCUUCUGUAUUAUAUAGCAAUUCAUAUUUUUGUUUUCUGAUUUCAACCUUGGUGUUGUUGAAGAGGGUUUUCCUUUGUAUUGGAUGGCUGUUAAUUUAGUUUUCUUCGAAUGAUUACAUCCUUGUCCUGUUCGUUUUCUUGUUGGUGCAAAUUAUGUUACGAUCCGAAAUU
Molecule: messenger RNA, 1567 nt
Organism: Striga asiatica
Lineage: Eukaryota; Viridiplantae; Streptophyta; Magnoliopsida; Lamiales; Orobanchaceae
Source: the annotation of a GenBank genome assembly